This is a messenger RNA of Halichondria panicea, 1533 nucleotides long. RefSeq names its product dual specificity protein kinase shkD-like. Gene Ontology annotation, molecular function: ATP binding; protein serine/threonine kinase activity. The coding region runs from base 1 to 1533 and encodes 510 amino acids. The transcript is spliced from 2 exons. Lineage: Eukaryota; Metazoa; Porifera; Demospongiae; Suberitida; Halichondriidae. The record is from RefSeq and is a predicted model, not a curated record. Gene Ontology annotation, biological process: protein phosphorylation.
AUGGCUGUAAAUCCACAAGCUUUCGAGCAGUUCACUCUGAGACAAAUUCGCAUCACUGAGAAUGAGUUUGGACGAGGUUCCAACGCUGUUGUCAUGGAGCUAGAGUAUCGAGGACUGAAAUGUGCCGGCAAGAAGCUUCACAGAGCUCUGUACGAAGCUGGAAUCGGGUAUGCAGCACGAAGGUAUCUGGAGGAGUGUCACCUGCUCAGUCAAACUAGGCACCCCAACAUUGUCCAGUUUCUAGGAGUCUGUUUUGAGGAAGGUUCUCAGUUCCCCAUCCUAGUCAUGGAGUUCCUCCCCACCAACUUGACCAGCUGUCUCGAGCGCUACGGUAUUCUCCCCGAUGAGAUCAACUUCUCCAUCCUUCGUGACGUCUCACUGGGCCUGGUCUACCUCCAUGGCCAAACACCAGUCAUUGUGCACAGAGACCUCUCAGCCAACAAUGUCCUCUUGUCCACCAACAUGACGGCCAAGAUAUCCGAUCUGGGGGUUGCUCGAAUAUUGAACCUGACCCCUCUUCAAGUGAGUCGAAUGACAGAGACCCCUGGCACCCCAGCGUACAUGCCCCCCGAAGUGAUGGUUGCCAACCCCCACUACAACACCAGUGUGGAUGUGUUCUCCUUUGGGAUCAUGAUGAGUCACACCUUCACAGCAGAGUGGCCACUACCAAGUAUCGGCCAGACACGAAUCGAUCCUGCUAAUCCUGACAGACUGAUACCAGUGACGGAAGCUGAACGAUGUGAAGAGUUUUUUCAAAAACUAUCCCCAGACCACCCUCUGAUGGACCUCAUCAUGCGCUGUCUCAGCAACAACCCUCAGCGAAGGCCUAGAGCAGCGGAGAUAGUGGGUCGGAUGGUGGGUGUGGUACUUGAACACCCUCCCUCCUUUGAGAACAGAGUGGAGAUGCUCCAGCGAGUGAGUGCCCUACUGACAGAGAAGAGGGAGCUUGAGGAGAAGGUUGUGAGGAAGGACUCGGCAAUCCAGGAGAAAGCAGGAGAGAUCGAGGCACUGGCGGAGGAGAAAAGACGACAAGAGGAAGAAAGUGAAAACACUGUCGAGCGUAUCCAGUUGGUGCACUCGGUGGAAACUGAUCAGUUUAAAUUGGAGAAUGAAGAUCUUAAAGGUCAACUCGAAGAUAAAGAGACAAUUGUUAACAUGAAAGAUGCUAGGAUUACUGAGGUAGAAACUCGAUGUAAGCAACUCACUGAAGAGGUGGAGCAACAAAUUGCCAACGUCAACUACACUCACAACGAGCUUGUAUCUAAAGCUACGAAAAUAGCUCAACUGGAAACACAUCUAGAACAGGAACAAGCUUGUUUAGCUGACAAAAACUCUAGUAUCGCUCAAAAAGAUUCCACUAUUGCUGUCAAAGAUUCAACAAUUGCUCACAAAGAUUCGACUAUUGCUCACAAAGAUUUGAUGCUUGCCUCCAAGGACACUUCCCUUCAAAAGAAAGAAGCCACCAUUCAGAGUUUGAACGACCAGCUCACAAAAACUAGAGACUACCUGACCAGCAAACCACAGUCAACCUAA